Molecule: messenger RNA, 8834 nt
Organism: Pelobates cultripes (western spadefoot toad)
Lineage: Eukaryota; Metazoa; Chordata; Amphibia; Anura; Pelobatidae
Source: the annotation of a GenBank genome assembly
AUGGUGGCUGAAAAUACAACACUAGAGCAGAGUCUGCUCCCACACCACAUGCUGCACCAAGCAACUGUGAAGCAUCUGGACGGCAUUUUGAACUGCUUUUGGGAACGACUAUGGGAGCGACAACAAGCAGCCCGGCCCGCACAGCCCACUCUGCAGAUCAAGGGUAAGCAGGGCCGCGAGCAACGGGAGGUGAGGGGAAAAUCCUUGGGCACAGUGUCAGCACUCCCACCUACCCCCACUUUACAGGGCCCACCCGGGCUGAAGGCCAGACGGGCAACAACUUGGAAGCAUCGCCCACACCAACGGAGGCCCAGACACCGCACCAGGUCCUCCGUUACUCCCACACUGGGAGGAAACUCAGACUCUAGUAGGCACAUAGUUUGUGGCCAAAAGAUGCAGGCCCACACACCAGCCUGGGGAGAAAAGGACAGUAGGAGUACCUGCGCACCAGCGGCCUCCCACAGACCACCAGCAGGCGCCGGCCGUCUCCCAUCAGCAGGAAUCAGUGAAAAUAUACUUUAUCUCAAACCCACAGAGCUCUCAUUAUUCUCCUGCUGAGCAGCUAUUUCAGUUAUUUUAGCCAGCUUGUUUAAAAAGAUUUGAAUUACCCAGAUUUAAGAGCAGAAUGUGUUUAUCAAUGUGUUGUCAGUGUUUUAGCACUGUUUUAAAAAUUGUUGUCUCACUGCGGCUCCAGACUACAGUGAUCUAUAAAUCCAAGAGUAGCCUGCUCAGACCCACUAUGCGACAGGGAAAUGUAUAGGGUAUGGUGUAGUAUUAGCCUUCUUAAGUAAACGUGUUAGACCCUUGUCUCCUACCUAUCAUAAAUCUUGAAGCUACUAUGUCUGUCAUGUCAAUUUACUUCUUGUAAACACACCUCUUGCUAGUGUUACUCAUAUUUGAUAAUCUCCUGAUUUAUUCAGCAUUACUCUAACAUAAAAAAAAAAGAAAAAGUACAGUUGUAAUCCUAUGUCACAGAUUGUCAGUUUUAAAAGGUCUGUAAUCCUAUUGUGGCAUUGCAGAUAUGUUUGUGCCUCCUUUUGCAAAAUUAAAAUACAGAAUUUUAAAGAAUAAAAAAAAAAAAUAAAAAAAAAAAAAAUCUAUCAAAUAGCAUUGCUGUGAAACAUUAAGUACUAAAAUUGGGGAAGUCAACAUCGAAGCAAAUAUAAUUAACAGGUGCAUGGGUGAUAAGCCCAUAUUAAAAAUGUGCACCAAAUCACAACUAAUACAUUUUACAUUUUGUUUUAUUUAUUUAUUCAUUCAUUUAUUCUAAUUCUUAUUUUGGUUUUCAGCACAGCACACUGGCACAUGUUACCACCAGUCUUGAACUUUUACUUGUGGAAGAUAUUCAAGUAAAUACACAUACUAUUUGUAUUUAUAACCAUCCUCUUGUGACGGUAAGAGACAUUACUAUGUAAAUUAUGUAUACAGGAACAUCCCUUAUGUAUUGCUGUUAUUAUUUUAAUUUGAAAAGGAUAGGAUACAUGAUCCCAGGUGCAAUAGGCUAUGGGAGCACUCGAAGAAAGGGAUCUAUGGGUCUGCACUAGUAAAUAUUUAAAAUAAAAAAUCUUUAUUAUAGGGUACGAAUUCCCCAAAAAGAAAGGAAACUUAAAAAACCAGCACUUCUAAACUAAACACACAGGAAGGAAUUCGAAAUAGAAGCAGUAUGAUAUCAAGGGAAUCUAGAUAUAUACAGGGAGGCAAAUUAAUAGUUAAGAGAUAUCUAUAAUGACUCUCUUGUUGUAUAUCCCUAUCUGAGUAUUAUUCCCUCGAAAGUGGAAGGAUCCCAAAGUUGUUGAUCGCUCUACUAUAUAUGUAAAAUGUAAUAUGUAAAAUGAUAGAUACUGAAUGAAAUGCCCAAACAAUACUCAGAAUUGGUCUAUAUAGAAUUGGUACAGUUGAUUGCUGUCAACGACUAUAGACCUAGAGUAAAUGUUCUGUCUGAUAAUAUAAACUUGAAAAGAACUGCUUAGCUCAUUAGUGUGAAGUAGAUACAGAAAGACUCUAUUUAGGAACAGGUGGACACAGACAUGUGUAGACUGAACUGCUACAAAACACUCUGAGACAAGUUGACUACUACUACUUAGAAGGGAGACAAAUACCAAAGGAAUACAGACUAAUCUAGUCUGAAAGUCCCUGAGAGUGUAAUUGCCUCAAAGGAUAUAAGUGGUACAACAGUAUCUCAAUAUAGCCAUGAAGAGCGAUUGCUUAUGUAGCUAUAACUUCUAAAUCAAAGGAAUCCUAACUGCCCAUAAUAAGGAGUCACAGAAUCUGAAUAGAGUACUCCCUAAACCAAAACGAAUCUCACUCCCCCACCCCGUGAGCACAUAACUCAGUGCUGUGAUUUAAAAUAAAAAAAUCAUGAAACCCAACGUCUGUUUCGGCGCUGCUAAAGCGCCUUUGUCAAAGGUAAGAAUGGCACUGAAAAACGGUGAAUAUAUACCAGCCUGUAUUUCCCUUUGAGCCAAUCCAGGGUGUGGGUGUAAUUAUUCCUUUCCCGCCAAAGUUUAGAAGUGUUGGUUUUUUAAGUUUCCUUUCAUUUUGGGGAAUUUGUACCCUAUAAUAAAGAUUUUUUAUUUUAAAUAUUUACUAGUGCAGACCCAUAGAUCCCUUUCUUCGGGUGCUCCCAUAGCCUAUUGCGCCUGGGAUCAUCUAUCCUAUCCUUUUUUAUCUAUAUGUAAGGGUUACCCCCUAUAGGGAACUAUGGACACACUAUAGAUUCCUAUUAGGAAUCCUAUUCACUUUGUUUUUAUUAUUUUAAUUUGCAUCACAUGUAAAGCCGUUCUGGCACAGUCUGAUAAAAUUUGGAAAGUUGCAUGAUUCAUUGAAAGCUGUCUAUCACAUGAGUCCACAUGAAUUUGUGAGAUGACACAGCUGCAUCUUAUAAACUUGGUAAUGCAAAUUUCUCAGUGUGAUAACCUUUUUUCACAGUUCACUUUGAAAUAAUUAUAAGAAAUAAGAGAGGCUAACACUAUUUAACCAUCUGAUGUGCUAUAUGGCAUAAUGUAUUAAAAUGCCACAAAAAAUAAAUAAAUAAAAAUGUGUAUAUGUAUAUACACUGCUCAAAAAAAUAAAGGAAACACUUAAAUAACACAAUGUAACUCCAAGUCAAUCACACUUCUGCGAAAUCAAACUGUCCACUUAGGAAGCAACACUGAGUGACGAUCAAUUUCACAUGCUGUUGUGCAAAUGGGAUAGACAACAGGUGGAAAUUAUAGACAAUUGGCAAGACACCCCCAAUAAAGGAGUGGUUCUGCAGGUGGUGACCAGAGACCACUUCUCAGUUCCUAUGCUUCCUGGCUGAUAUUUUGGUCACUUUUGAAUGCUGGUGGUACUUUCACUCUAGUGGUAGCAUGAGACAGAGUCUACAACCCACAAAAGUGGCUCAGGUAGUGCAGCUUAUCCUGGAUGGCACAUCAAUGCGAGCUGUGACAAGAAGGUUUGCUGUGUCUGUCAGUGUAGUGUCCAGAGCAUGGAGGCGCUACCAGGAGACAGGCCAGUACAUCAGGAGACGUGGAGGAGGCCGUAGGAGGGCAACAACCCAGCAGCAGAACUGUUACCUCCACCUUUGUGCAAGGAGGAACAGGAGGAGCACUGCCAGAGCCCUGCAAAAUGACCUCCAGCAGGCCACAAAUGUGCAUGUGUCUGCUCAAAUGGUCAGAAACAGACUCCAUGAGGGUGGUAUGAGGGCCUGACGUCCACAGGUGGGGGUUGUGCUUACAGCCCAACACCGUGCAGGGCAUUUGGCAUUUGCCAGAGAACACCAAGAUUGGCAAAUUCACCACUGGCGCCCUGUGCUCUUCACAGAUUAAAGCAGGUUCACACUGAGCACAUGUGACAGACAUGACAGAGUCUGGAAAUGCUGUGUAGAACGUUCUGCUGCCUGCAACAUCCUCCAGCACGACCGGUUUGGCAGUGGGUCAGUAAUGGUGUGGGGUGGCAUUUCUUUGGGGGGCCGUACAGCCCUCCAUGUGCUCGCCAGAGGUAGCCUGACUGCCAUUAGGUACCGAGAUGAGAUCCUCAGACCCCUUGUGAGACCAUAUGCUGGUGUGGUUUGCCCUGGGUUCCUCCUAAUGCAAGACAAUGCUAGACCUCAUGUGGCUGGAGUGUGUCAGCACUUCCUGCAAGACAAAGGCAUUGAUGCUAUGAACUGGCCUGCUCGUUCCCCAGACCUGAAUCCAAUUGAGCACAUCUGAGAAAUCAUGUCUUGCUCCAUCCACCAAUGUCACGUUGAUCCACAGACUGUCCAGGAAUUGGCAGAUGCUUUAGUACAGGUCUGGGAGGAGAUCCCUCAGGAGACCAUCCGCCACCUCAUCAGGAGCAUGCACAGGCGUUGUAGGGAGAUCAUACAGGCACGUGGAGGCCACACACACUACUGAGCCUCAUUUUGACUUGUUUUAAGGACAUUGCAUCAAAGUUGGAUCAGCCUGUAGUGUGUUUUUCCACUUUAAUUUUGAGUGUGACUCCAAAUCCAGACCUCCCUGGUUUGAAACAUUUGAUUUCCAUUUUUUUUUUUUUUUUUUUGUGUGAUGAUGUUGUCAGCACAUUCAACAUGUAAAGAACAAAGUAUUUCAGAAGAAUAUUUAAUUCAUUCAGAUCUAGAAUGUUAUUUUUGUGUUACCUUUUUUGAGCGGCGUAUAUAUACAUACAGCUCUGUCACUUUCUGGAACUUAUGCAUAUUUUGCAUAGAUCCCUGACUGUUACUGCAGCUUCGGAUUGCGGUGACACACAGGUGAAGUUGAGCUGAGUAACAUUUAACUGAUGCCUUCCCUCUGCAGGUACUACCAGUUUUGUUCUUUACUAAUGUCUGUGGAGGAUCACUUGAGACAGUGUGAUGAGUGAGAUAAUGCCUUAUUUCCACAGCCAUUGAUCACAACAGCUGUGGGAAGUGUUAAAACAUGACAUCAGUAGCUGAAAGAUAUACCUUAAGAUAAAGUAGUAUGUACUGUCGUAUGACAACUUUAAAUAACCUUUUUUGCAAUUUGUAAUAUUUAUUCUAUAUUAAUCAACACAAUUUGUAUGUACCUUCCAAUUAAUUGACAUUUUACUCUAGUUGAUAUUGUUAUUUAUUUGUUUUACAAUUCAUCUAUACAGGCCACAUUCACCAUUGGCAAAGGCUCUGGGUACUUUUACAUCAACAGCAGUGUAUCCAACAUCGCAGGAACUGCAUUUCAGGACAAAAAAAGGACAGUAGUGGUGAGUACUCUGUUAAGAGAUACUAUGUUGGGAAAUACCUAUUUUAAUGCAUUUUCUAAAUAUGCAAUGUAAAAAUAAAUACUUAAAUAUACCCUGCAGAUAUACUGUUUGCCUUCAGCAAGUAGGCACCUCUCUCAUGAGGACAAGAUGUUUUAUUUUAUUUUUUCCCACUUUAUUUUGUAUUUUUUGUAUCCCAUAAACCCAUUAAAAAUGGGUAUUUAUCCCAUAAACUCCAAUUAAAAUUAUUGGAACUAGCCUGUAAACUGAUAACUGCCAGAUUGUGAUGGCUAUCAGUUUGCUAUGUUUAGUGGACCUGCCUAUGUAGAGUGCACAGCAGUGCCUCAACCUGCUUCUCAACGCUCUUUCAGGAGGAAAGAGAACUCUGCCCAAGUGGAACAUCACAUACAGACAUUGUGGAAAAUAAACAAAAACUGAUAGUGUGCAGAUAUAACUCACUCAAAGUGUCUCAUUGAGAGCUAUUUCAAUAAGUCUCAGAGCUGCUACUCUAUCUGUUUUGCAGUUAUGCAAAGCUGUGCUGGUGCUUAGUCACUAUUUAAUGUGUUUAAAGGACCACUAUAGGCAUCCUGGGUGCCAGGUCCAUCUUGGAUUAACCCUGCAGCUGUAAGCAUAGCAGUUUCAGAGAAACUGCAAUGUUUACAUUAGGGUUAAUCCAGCCUUUAGUGGCUGUCUCAUUGACAGCUGCUAGAGGCACUUCCGCACUUCUCACUGUGAUUUUCACAGUGAGAAAACGUUGUCGCCCAUAGGAAAGCAUUGAGAAAUGCUUUCCUAUUGACUAAUUGAAUGUGCACGCAUUCGGUGGACGACGUCAGUGGAGGGAGGAGAGUCCCCAGCGCCAAGGGAGCCCUGCGCUGGAGAAAGGUUAAUGUUUAACCCAUCUUGAGCCCGGCGGGAGGGGGGCCAUGAGGGUUGUGGGGACCUAUUAACACUAUAGUGCCAUGAAAACAAGUUUGUUUUCCUGACACUAUAGUGGCCCUUUAAGAUAUAUAAUAUAUUAUAUACACACACACGCUAUUUCAUCCUGACACUUGCAUUUGAAGUUUAUUUUUAAGAGCCUAGCCAUCCCGCCACUAUAUAUAUAUAUAUAUAUAUAUAUAUAUAUAUAUAUAUAUAUAUGUGUGUGUGUGUGUUCAAGUAGAGAUUGUAGCCAUAUUAGUCCAGUGAUUAAAAAAAAGAUAUUACAAUGUAUCUUGUAAUACUUUUGGACUAACAUAAUUUUUUAAGCACAAGUUUUGGGAGAACCUCCCUUUCUCAAGUCUGAAGCAUUUCACAUUUGAGAAAGGGAGUGUAACGGAUCCCCUAUACUCCAGCUGAGUAUAUCCGUGCAGAAUCUCCCAAAAUUCAAGUGUAGCAGAAGGUGUAGUGAUUAUAACUCAAAUCCCCCAAACAUGAGCCAAGACUUCAUGAGGGGGUAAAACGAUCUGUUUAAUGGAGGCCACAGCUUGGCCUUUUAUGCAAGUCCCCAAGCAAGGUAUACUCCCAAAUGGACCUUGUUGGGGACAGAGACACAAUUACAAUAACUAGCAUAUAAUGUAAAACACUCCCACACAAACAGUCCAAUCCUUCCUUUCUAUCCUGGAGAUAAUUGGGUUAACUCAAUUAUCUCCAGGUACAGAAAAUAAUGCACUGUUAUAAAAUUCACCCAAAAACUUUAACAUACAUAAAAUCAUAUUUUGCAUAACCAAACCCCCAUAGUCUACAUAUCUCCAGAUAACUUGGAUCUGAACGCCCAAAAUAUCAGAAAAGCUCUCAGAUCCCAUGAACAAAGUCAAAUCGCCAUGGGGUUGAAGGAUUUGACCGACUGCUCUGAAUAAGUCUGUCCAGAAAUAGUUCCAUGAUUUGAGAUGUAGUGGUUGGUAUAGUUCGUGAGUUUCCAUCUGAACAGAAAUUCAUGAAACCAUCAAAAAUGUGAAUUAAUCCCCUGGCUCAUACUGUAGUAAUGUGGAGACUUACUAAACAAUAGUAUUCCUAACUAUCCAACUGGCCACCUAAUCCAGUUUCCACUUUUAAACAGUUUAACCACAGCUCUUUAAACAUACAGACUUUUUCACAGUGCAUUUUUCUUAAGAGUCUUAGGCUUAACUGCCUCCUUUCUCCCAGCUGUUAGACCCCCUGAUGCCUUCAGAGGCUGACCUUUUAAAACACAAAUGCAGGUUAAUUAUAUUUGCCUGAAAGGGCACACUGCAGGGCUUAGCUCAGGAGAUGUAUGUAUGUAUUUUUACUUGCAAUGAAUUAUGUUUGAAUAUGUGAGUGCAUGCAGCUGUCUAAGUGUAUGCAGGGUAGAAAUUAUGAGCUGCUUAGAUGUAUUUGGUUUAGUGUUAAAGUGGGAUUAUUUCAGUAAUGAGGCAUAUGACCUGUUUAAUUUUGAAGAAAAGUUAAACCUAGUAUUAGGGUUUGUAUCAGAUUUAGGGUUAGAGAGUUUAUUCAUUUUUUAUUUUUAUUUUUGGAAUAGUUAAAGUAAAAAGGGAGUUUAGGGUAUGGCAAUGCUGAGUUUGAAGGGCUAAUCGUACUCAACUUCAUAUGAUUGGUUGCUAUACAAUGUGCAUCACUCAGUGCUGUCCCUGCUCCUCUUGCAAGGCAUUUCCUGUGUGAGAGGCUGUUAGUGAGCAGAUGGGAAGUGAGCCUUUCUACUUCCUGCCUGGACACACACAGACUCAAUAGGAGUAGGGAUAUCAUAAAAUGUUACACUAUAUUUAUCUGUUCCUGCAGCCCUGCUAGCAAUCAUAGGAAGCUGCCUGAACCAUAGAGGGCACUGGCCAAAGAGUCUGGUACUUAUCUUGCCCUUACCAGCCCACCUAAGCUUCAAAAAGGCACAUUAUAAGUGCUGUAAAUUGGCAAAACAGGUGCCUGUAGGCAGGCACCUAUUCUGUUUAAUGGGAAAUCUGACCCUGACGUGACUGUGUAUGUAGCGUUACAAAUUAAACUCAGAACUGACUAUUAACUUUUACAUUUGUUUGAUCUAGGUAUUUCCUUUACAUUCAGGCACAGUAACAGUCAUGGUCUAUGACCUCUGUCUUGCAUUACCCGAGCCUGUUAAAGUUAAUGUACAUGUGUCUGAUAUUUUCCACGUGGAUGUGACAGUUGUUGAUAAGGUAGGUGCAUUUGUAAUGGUCUAGUAUGAAUACUAAUAAAAAGUGGUGCUGUUUCUUUAGAGUAACAUGAAUAAUACAAAUCAUGUACCCAGUCGAAUGAAUGGGGUGUUUCUUUUUUUUUUAAAUUAGUCAGCAAGGUUGCUAUCACUGUGAUCAUAAGUUGACACGCUCAGGGUUAUUCACUAAAUACCAGAUUUUGCCUGAAUGAAUAAAAUCUGGUUCAAAUGGCCCAAUCCCUACUGGAAUAGCAGUUCUAAUAUUCACUAAAUAUAAUCCUAUUCAUGUUAUUCAGUUACAUUUCUUGCAUAACCAAUUACUUUCUUAUAUAAAUUAUCACUGUUAAUUUACCUUGACUGUCUAUUGGAUUUUUUUUAUUUUAUUUUAUUUAUUUUUUUUUAGGUAGAAAUUGGGAAAAACAUAAAAGCCUAUGUUAGGGUCCUGGAUUCAGCCAGAAAGCCCUUUAUGGUUCAAUAUUUAGCAUAUAUGAAUUUGGAACUGACAUCUUCAUCUCAUGUAGUGUCAAUUAAGUGA